CUUUUUCUCACCAGUUCUCGCCGCAUGCAUUGCAGUUUUGUUCGAUAUCAUUGGCGGAGGAGUUAUUUCAUGCUUGUUUUUAUCCGUGAAAAAGGUAAAAAUCUUUCGAUUUUAAUCCCCUAACACCGUAUUAGCACUAACGGGACUUCUACGUAAAAUGAGCAGAUCUAGGGCCAACAAAUAUCAGCAAGUCAGCAAGAAUGAACAACGUCAAGAAUAUCGCAACUUUCGAGUAGUGUUCAUGUACUGUAUCCUGAUCAUUCUGCUUCCGGUUGCAUCCUUCUUUGGCAGCAAGUACUUCCUGUUUGACGGUUUGCUGAAGCUGGAUCCGGUCACCAGCAAUAUCUAUUCGGCCGUAUCAGCCGUCAUUGCCCUGCACAUAGCUCUAGGGCUGUACAUCUAUCGGGCUUACUUCGAUAACGGAGGCGCUUCGGCUGCACCAUCACCAGUGGCUUCCGGCUAUCAGAAGCUGCCACGAAAGCAAGAUUAG
This is a messenger RNA of Uranotaenia lowii, 490 nucleotides long. Its product is annotated as vacuolar ATPase assembly integral membrane protein VMA21 homolog. Gene Ontology annotation, cellular component: endoplasmic reticulum membrane. The transcript is spliced from 2 exons. Gene Ontology annotation, biological process: vacuolar proton-transporting V-type ATPase complex assembly. The record is from RefSeq and is a predicted model, not a curated record. Lineage: Eukaryota; Metazoa; Arthropoda; Insecta; Diptera; Culicidae. The coding region runs from base 158 to 490 and encodes 110 amino acids.